GGGGCCGAGGCCAGAGGAAGAGGUGGGGUUUGGAAGCCUGUUGCCCCCAAGAGAAUGAAUGAGGAGGACUCGUGGGCGCGCUCUCUUGCGGAGGCGCCACGCCGCUGAGGAGCCCCGGAGAUGUAGCACCGGUGCCCGCGCGGUUGGCCCCAGCGAUCGGGGCCCAAACCCAGCCCAAGCUCGCCCCCUCACCACCUCCUCCUCCUCCUCCUCCCCCUCCCUUCUCGUCGCUCUUUCCAUUGGCGUGCGCCGAGCUCCCUCGCUCGCUCUCCAGGCAGGCGAAGCGGGCGUGCGGCUGGCAGUGCGUGUGCGCCGGCGGUGGCUCCGCUUCCCUCCCUCUCUCUUCUCCACCCCGCUCCACUCCUCCAUCUCCUCCUCCCCCUCCCGCGCCUCUCCUCCUUCAGCGGCUGUGUGAUCUCUUCUCUGGACAAGGCGUUUAGUGACGGGGGAACGUGCAACCAGGCUUAAAGUAUGGCAAGCAAAGAUGGUUUCUGCCAAGGAGCCAGCGAUCGCUAUGUCUUCGGGUCUCUCUGUCACCUUCAUACACUUCUUGUGCCUGACGACCUGCUUCACCGUGCUCCCGGGACAGCUCAAAAAGGAAGAGAAAUUAUGGCCGGAGAAUUUCACACGCAUCCUGGACCGUCUCCUGGAUGGUUAUGACAACAGGCUGCGUCCUGGAUUUGGGGGUCCUGUUACUGAAGUCAAAACAGAUAUCUAUGUCACCAGUUUUGGACCUGUUUCUGAUGUGGAGAUGGAGUAUACGAUGGAUGUUUUCUUCCGCCAGACAUGGGUGGACACAAGAUUAAAAUAUGAUGGUCCAAUUGAAAUUCUAAGACUUAACAACCUAAUGGUUACCAAAGUAUGGACACCAGACACUUUCUUUCGGAAUGGAAAAAAAUCUGUCUCUCAUAAUAUGACAGCCCCAAAUAAACUAUUUAGAAUUAUGAGAAAUGGCACCAUUCUGUAUACAAUGAGGCUUACCAUAAGCGCCGAGUGUCCCAUGAGAUUGGUGGAUUUCCCAAUGGAUGGUCAUGCUUGUCCUUUGAAAUUUGGGAGUUAUGCAUAUCCAAAGAGUGAAAUGAUUUACACCUGGACAAAAGGACCUAAGAAUUCAGUGGAAGUCCCUGAAGAGUCUUCCAGUUUAGUCCAGUAUGACCUACUCGGGCAUACGGUAUCCAAUGAAACUGUUAAAUCCAUUACAGGUGAAUACAUUGUUAUGACAGUGCACUUCCACCUUCGACGAAAAAUGGGUUAUUUUAUGAUACAGACAUAUAUCCCAUGUAUCAUGACUGUGAUCCUCUCCCAGGUUUCAUUUUGGAUCAAUAAAGAGUCUGUUCCUGCCAGAACUGUUUUUGGAAUCACCACAGUUUUGACCAUGACAACUCUGAGCAUCAGCGCAAGGCAUUCCUUACCCAAAGUAUCCUAUGCUACUGCCAUGGACUGGUUCAUUGCUGUGUGUUUCGCCUUUGUAUUCUCUGCACUUAUUGAGUUCGCAGCUGUCAACUAUUUCACUAACAUUCAAAUGGAAAAAGCCAAAAGGAAGGCUGCAAAAGCCGUCCCUGAAUUUCCAGCGACUCCCAUUCAGAAGGAAAAUUGUACAGAGGAGGCACCUACGAGUACAGACUCCAGCUCAAAUGUGCGGAAAAGAACUAAUGCCACAGUGCAAACAGAAGCUGAGACUAUGAAGAGAAUUGACACAGGAAAUAGCUCAAUGCCACCUUCUACAGUAACUCAGGGGCCUUCAGACAUUACGCCCCGAUCUCCUUCGGCAUCAAGUCCAAACCCAUUCAGCCGCAUUAGCAUAUCGGAAACAUUGGCUUCUGCAAGAGCUGUUCCUUCGGCUCCUCCGUCUACCCCAGUUUUAACUGGUUACAUACCCCAGCAAGUCCCAGCUGGAUCUCCAUCCAUUCAUCAUUUACUUGGCACUAGACUGGAGCAGAUUCAGACCACAGCAAAUACUCUGGGAGCAUCUGCAAAGCCGUCAGCCAUCAUUCCUCCUCCACCUCCUCCUCCACCUCCUGCUCCCCCACCCUCAGGCUCUGACACCAGUAAGAUAGACAAAUAUGCACGCAUUUUGUUUCCUGUCACUUUUGGAGCAUUUAACAUGGUCUACUGGGUGGUAUAUCUAUCCAAAGACACCAUGGAAAAAUCGGAAAGUCUGAUGUAGUCUUGCUGCUAUGUAGUAGUUUUUUCUGAAAUUUAUUCUAAACCUAUUUGAAUGCAGAGUUUCUUCUUUUAAAACUAUUUUUUAAAAAAGAAACCUAUAAUGCUUAUUUUUUAAAAAAGCUCUGUGCUCGUUUUCCCAUGGUAAAGGGCAGAUAUUAUUAGGUAAAUAACUCCGCAAUGAGAAAAACGGAUAUGAACAUUGUCUUCCGGGCCUUCCCAAAAUGGCAUUUCAUUUGAACAAAAUAUGCUCGGCCUUUGGGAAGAACAGAGAAGGGAUACAAAAAAACCCCCACCAACAACCCCAAAUAAAUAAGAUUUCAGUGACAUACAGAUAUGUAGGAAAUAUGGCCUGACUUUUCCAAACGUGCUUGCUGAUAAGUAGAGAUCUGUAUUUUCAUGGCCUAGCUGUAGCACUAUAUGCUUGCGUAUGAGUUAUAAUAACUGUCACUUGGACAUUAUUCAGGUCUCUGCCAGUAAAGUCCUUCCCAUAUCAAACAUAUUAAGAAUGGUACUGGGGGAAAUAAACAAAAGAACUUGACAUAUGUUGGGAUGCUGAAGGAAAAAACAAUUAAGGCUAUGUACACGAGCAACCCUACCCAGGUUAGGGAAGCCCCACUUUGGUAAGGCUGCUCACGUGUAGUGCCGGGAUCAAACCUGAUCCCAGCACUGCCUUCCCCACCUGCCCAGGUUUUGUACCUGGGCUUCUACCUGGCUUAAAGGCCAUGAGCACGCCCUUUACCCCAGGUAUGGAGUCAUGUGUAUGCUCAGGUUGCACGCAGCCUGAAUAUACACAGAGUCAGGUGCAUAAAGUGCCCCACUCCCAGGGGAAUUCCCCAGUGCCCCAUGCUCAUCGCUGUACCGGCUGCCACUGAUCUGCGCUGCAUGGAGCAGUGCGGAUCGUGUGGACAUGUGACAGCAGACCCACAUAGACACUGGGGAUCAUCUGGGGCAAGGUAGGUGGAACCCUUCCUCCCUCCCCCGCCCGCUCCCCACUUCUGAGUAUAGCCUUAUUCCGUGACAUUGCUGGCACACACCAGGUAUUUUUCACUUAGCAGUUUCAUAUGCCACUCCACAAGUUGUUAUGGCUGUGAGCUAAGGAUGGGUGGAUCUUAAGGAGGCUGUAACCCACCUGAACAAGCUCUUUUUAACCAACAAAUUAGGGUCAUGAUCCAGCCAAAGUUAAACACAAAGUCCUAAUUGUUCUCAGUGGAAUUAAUUGAGCACAACAGUGCUUAACUGGCGCUCAAUUGUUGUCCAGAGUACAUGAAAACAUUAAACACAUUAUUUCUUCCACACUUUUUUAAAGAAACAGCCCCAAGGGAGGGACCUGAUCUGGCCUGGGAAUGCAGCAUACUCUGGGGCGUCUGACCAUUCCCCUUCCCCUGAUUUACCUGCUCAAAAUCCCACCCCCCAGUUGCUAAGUUGCUGUUUGCCCCUGAAGGUGCCAUUACACCAUAUAGCACCUUUGCGGACAAAUAGCAGCUGAGAGAGGAUGGCUUGGGAUGGGAAAAUGACACAAGGAGAAAGAGUCAGAACCCACACAUCAUGGUCUAAUCCAGAUCACCUCCCCACACCAUGGUAGCUAUUUCUAAAGGAGAGAAAAAAGAAAUAUGGGGGAGAUGGUGAUAUGUUUAAUGUAUUGUCUACCGUUACCCAGUGUGUCUGGGUCUAGUAAACUGACUCUUCUCCCACUGAAGCCAACUUGAUAGUAACAUUCCUCAGUGUUGGGUGUAAGUGCUUCACUGCUGUCAUUCAUGUUUUCGUGUGUCAUAACUAUUCUUAAUUUCUAAUCCAUUUGAGUUUGAAUGUGUGAACAUUCAAACACAGGGUGUGGUUAUUGUUCCAUAUUGGAUGUCCUUACUCACAGUAACUCAAUGCCUAUUAACUUGUUGCCAUAAAGGUGUUGGAGCUGCUACCUGUGGUCCUGUCCAUGCACUCUAGCAAUGUGCGUAUGGAGGAGUCACCAAAUGUUGUCCAUUCCCCCACUGGCACAGAACCGGACCAUAGUGAAGUGACUUCCAUACCACACUAGUAACAUAUGAAACAAGCCUUUAGUAGAAGUUCCACUGGCUUUAAGCACUUCAGGAUGGUUCAUACGAAUCAUGGGGCUUGUAGCACUAGCCAAUAAAUCCUUGGAGAUGGGCUAUAUCAGUGCAAACCUACAAAUGUGAAAUUAUUACAGAACAUUACACUAGCAAAAGUCUAGGGUUGGGGUAUCCUUCACUAGUCUUCAGGGAAUUUCUUUAGACUACUUCUAAAUUUACAUAUUGGAGGAAUCCAACCUGUGCUGCUCUGAAAAGGAAAGGAAAAUCAUCCUCACCAAGUUUGGUUUCCAGCAAAAUUCUUUCUCUUUUCCUGUCUCCUCUCAUUGCUGCAGCUCUUCUUGAUCUGUCUUUGAUUCUUCCCACUCCUUGUGCUUAAUUUUUCACCAUUCAGUUGCCUUUGGUUAUUAUCGCUCUGCUGCUUAUUUCAUAAACUGUAUGUAACCUAAAUACAGUCUCAUCCCAAUACAAUUUUGACUAGAGAGGUGAUUUGAUAAUGCUGCUGUUGUCCCCUAAAUAAGCAUACUCCCCCACUCUGUCCUGAUGUAAACACUAAGGGAGAAAUUAUAUUUAAAACCAAUUUUGUAGAAUUUCAGCAUAGUUCCACUUGAAUUGGUAAAUGUCACCAACAUUGCCCCUAAACAGCAAACACAACUCCUUCUAAAAGCAGUGAUGUGGCAUCCUUUAAACAGAAAAGGAACACUGCAAAGCAGGGACAAUUUGUUUCAAAGUUUAUGUGCUACCCUGAUGGACUUGUAAGAAGAUAUUAAAUACAUAUACUUGAAA
Molecule: messenger RNA, 4994 nt
Organism: Hemicordylus capensis (graceful crag lizard)
Lineage: Eukaryota; Metazoa; Chordata; Lepidosauria; Squamata; Cordylidae
Gene: GABRA4
Product: gamma-aminobutyric acid type A receptor subunit alpha4
Exons: 9
Coding region: 485-2167 (560 amino acids)
Biological process (GO): signal transduction; gamma-aminobutyric acid signaling pathway; chloride transport
Cellular component (GO): dendrite membrane; neuron projection; synapse
Molecular function (GO): inhibitory extracellular ligand-gated monoatomic ion channel activity; transmitter-gated monoatomic ion channel activity involved in regulation of postsynaptic membrane potential; benzodiazepine receptor activity
Source: RefSeq, a predicted model, not a curated record